AUGGUGGCGGUGCUAGGCUGUGACAGAGGAUGGGGAUUUGGCGGCGCACUUAAUGCAGCAGAUGGAGAGUUGCGUAGCGGAAACUUCAACUUCAACUUCAGGCACGAUGCGUUGCGUAGUUUCCCAAGCUCGGACCCCCACAGCCACCAGCCACCCGCCACCAGCCACACGCGCUGGAGUCCGCCCGCCCCACCCCAGAAGGAUUGCAUUCACGUCUCCAUUCGUGUCUUUCACAUGCCGAUCACCAUGUUUCUUCCCACCCUGUCCUCGCUCCGUCCCUCAUGGAUGUCUCAUGCUUGCCAAAGAAUUGCACACCCACAGCCCGGACUCUGGCCCAGCUGGAUGGCCGACCAGAGAGACGCCCAAAACGGUCUGCCAUAUCGUCCUCAGCUCAGACAAGGCACUCAGUCAACAUAUCUGAAAGAUGUCUACAGGCCACUUGCCCGGGGCAGCAUUCGUCUCAUAGAGCUGCAUGGCCUAGGGGAUGACGGCAGAUUACUGGCACCUGAUGCGAAGCCCAAGUACGCCACGAUAUCUUACACUUGGAAUCCGAAGAAUAGAAUCACGUACGGCAAAUAUGAUGUUGCUUCCAAGCAUAUCAUUCUCGAUGGCUUCCGCACUCGCGUCCCUGACAAAGCUGCUACCAUUCUUCGUCUAAUGUUUGCACACCGCCGGCGCCGCGUCUGGAUUGAUGCUAUAUGCAUCAACCAGUCUGAUGCCGCUGAGAAAGCCAGUCAGGUUCAGAUGAUGGGCGACAUUUAUCGUUUUGCAAAUGAAGUGGCAAUCAUGCUUGGUCCUCCGUCUGACCUGACCGAUCACUUCAUCGAUAGCCUUCAUGACACCGAGUCAGCCUUGAAGGAGUGCGAGGAAGGCCCGCGCAAGCUCAAUGCAGGCUAUGACGCUUUGCGCGAAAACAUGUACUGGACUAGACUUGAUGUAACUGAUGUAUUCAGAAGAAGGACUAUCUACGGAAACCUUAGGCAUCAGGCACUUACCCCCUCAGUACCCUCAGGCAUCAGGCACGUGAUGGACCCUGACACCUGGACACACACUCCAAGUACUAGAGCCUGGACUCUGCAGGAGAUCAGCCUCGCAACCUCUGCCAACAUCUUCUGUGGCUCUCGGGUGGUCGACUUUCAGUCCUACUACAAUUUCCGUGAGAGAGUUGAGACGGAUGUCCAAUCCAAGGCGUUUGCAGUGGUCGACAAGACCGCAGUAGGUUUCUUGGCCGAUGCUGUCAAAGGUGGCCGGCGUUUCAACGCCGACAUCGCGGAAGAACGCUAUCAGACUGGAUUGAUUAUCGAAGGAUCUGGAAUAGGCUUUCUUGAGCUGAUGCGGAGGACAAGGCUGUGGCAUAAUUGUCUAGCCCCCAGAGACAAGCUUUACUCGCGGCUUGCGCUUGCCCACGAUGCGAGGACGCUAGUCCCUAGUGUUGACUACAAGUCUACCACAGAGUCUGUAUUCAAAAGCUUUGCAGCAAGAUGCAUUUUUUCGACCGGGACUUUGGAGGUCAUUACCUUCGCGAACAAAACCAAGAUGACUCUACCGACAUGGGUGCCAGAUUGGUCUUCACCCUCCAAGGAUUGGCAGUCCCGGAAAACAGCGUUGGUCGAAGCCAUACAGACCCUUCCCUGGACCGACAACCCUGAAUUGAGAGUCUCAGCGGAUGAUACGACGCUUACAGUCCGAGGUAUGGUUCUAGAAACGAUUACUGCCAGCUAUGCCGCAGUCCUGAGAUAUUACAUCACAUACUUCUCGCCCUAUCACGUCCCGCGAGACGCAUACUCUUGGUCUGAGAUCCCUCGUAAAGGCGACCAUAUCUGCGCACUUCAAGGCUGCAAUAGCCUCGUAUUCUCGCGAAAGGUCCAGACACACUACAUAAUUGUUGGCAGAUUCGUUGCUUGGCAGGAGAUGUUGGAGCUCAAGUCUGCUCACAUGCGUCACCUCAACUCCUCCCCGGCGAAGAGUUGGUUUUCGAAAUACGAUGAUAUCCCCCACAAUUUCACGCCAUCAACAGCUAUUAUCUCGUUAGGCCUGCUUCCCAGGCUGGCGUUACCCUUACUGAAAUCCUCAUUCACUCCGUAUUACGAAUGCUCAAAAUGUGGCUAUCGGAUUGCAAGUCGACAUUGUGGCGAAUACCACUUUGAGCGGUUCCGGAUCGGAACAGUAGCUGGUCUCAGUCCUGAUAUCUACUCCUAUUCUGACUUGAUGACUGCUACUCUUCUGUAA
Molecule: messenger RNA, 2229 nt
Organism: Pseudocercospora fijiensis CIRAD86
Lineage: Eukaryota; Fungi; Ascomycota; Dothideomycetes; Mycosphaerellales; Mycosphaerellaceae
Exons: 12
Coding region: 1-2229 (742 amino acids)
Source: RefSeq, a predicted model, not a curated record